AUGAGCUUGGAGGGAAUAUUGAGCGAGGUGCGACAUGAGCGUUUGUUUGGGUGUGUGGAAGUGGAUAUUCAUGUACCAGAUCAUCUCAAAGACAAGUUCAGUGAAAUGUACCCCAUCUUCAAGAACACCGAAAUCAGCCGUGCUGAUAUUGGAGACUUCAUGAAAAGCUACACAGAAGAGCAUAACAUCAUGGCUCAGCCUCCACGCAGUUUGAUUAGGAGUGUGAAAGGAGAAAAAAAUCUUGUUGGCCACACCUUUGCUGAAAUGGUACUUAGAACACGGCUUAGAAGUGACCAGAGUACACCAAGUGGUUGAAUUCACCCCUGAUCCCUGUUUUAAACCUUUUGGAGAUGCUGUGUCUGACGCGAGGAGAGCCGGUGAGGCUGAUCUUAGGAAAGCCACCAUUGCAGAUGCCAUGAAACUUGUAAGUUUUAUUGUUUCAUUUUUUGCGUUAUAGGGGAGGGGAAGUCUAUUUUUUUUCGUAUACAAAUCCUUUUAUUAAAUCUACAUUUUUUCUUUUUUGUUUUUAGGUGGGCAAUUCAGGCUAUGGAAAAACCAUUACCAGCCAACUGAAGCACAGGAACAUGGAAUAUUGUAGUGAUGCUGAAGCUAGCAGGAAAGUCAACACACCUGGA
Porites lobata is the source of this 635-nucleotide messenger RNA. Lineage: Eukaryota; Metazoa; Cnidaria; Anthozoa; Scleractinia; Poritidae. The record is from the annotation of a GenBank genome assembly.